AUGGGGAAAUCUAUUACAGAAACUAAAGAUUUAAAGAAGGAAGAAGCAGUCUCUUCUUCUAAUGAGGACAGUUCCAGCGCUGCAAAUGAUUCAAGCGAUGAAGAAAGCGAUACCCAGCAAGCAACCGUAGCUUCUGAUCAAGAAGAUUCUGACAAAGCAGUUAAAAUAGAAGAUAGCACCUCCUCUUCAGACGAGGAGGAAGAAGAACAAGAAGAAACAAAUAGUAAAAAGCGGUCCUACGCUGAAAGUCAAAGUUCGGAACAAGAUGAAGAAAACAGUGACAGCGAGAACGAUGAUGAAGAAACGCAAGAACAGCAACCUGUCAAGAAAGUCAAAGUAGAAACCAUUGAAAAGAAAGCAUUUGGGUCAGAAGGACAUACAGUCUGGGUUGGCCAGCUUGCUUUCAAGGCAACCAAAAAGGAUAUAGAAGCACAUUUUAGCGCUUGUGGUCAAGUAAAUGAUGUUCGUCUUCGUACUCACCCUAAUACUGGUCUGUCACGAGGCUUCGCUUAUGUCGACUUUGCAGAUGAGGAAGGCAAGAAGGCUGCAAUGGAAUUAGAUGGUUCUGAAUUUAUGGGACGUGUUAUUAAAGUGGAUAAUGCUGAUGCUGCCAAACCACGUACAGCCGAUAACAACUUUGGUCCCAAAUCGAAUACAGUGUUUGUUGCCAACUUGGCACAUAGUUUAGAUGAAGAUGGCGUGCGACAAGCUUUUGAAAAGUUCGGCACUAUUGUUGGAGAUGUGCGUUUACCUUGGAAUAAAGAAACUGGUAGAAUUCGUGGUAUUGGCUAUAUUCAAUUUGAAACAGAGGAUCAGGCAGAAGCAGCUGUAAAGGGCAUGAACGGAAUGUAUAUAGAAGGCCGACCGGUGCGUACCGAUUUUAGUGGCGGCGAUGAUUCUGAAAGAGUCAAUAGCAGACCUUCGUUUAACAAAUUCAGCAAAUUUAGUCGCGGCGGCAAUGGCAACCGUGGACGCGGUGGUGGAAGAGGCGGUCGUGGGGGCCGUGGAGGCCGUGGAGGCCGUGGAGGCCGUGGAGGAAAUAAACUCAAUAAGUUUUAA
Molecule: messenger RNA, 1059 nt
Organism: Mycotypha africana
Lineage: Eukaryota; Fungi; Mucoromycota; Mucoromycetes; Mucorales; Mycotyphaceae
Exons: 1
Coding region: 1-1059 (352 amino acids)
Molecular function (GO): RNA binding
Source: RefSeq, a predicted model, not a curated record